Messenger RNA from Nannochloropsis gaditana CCMP526, 308 nucleotides. RefSeq lists its product as uncharacterized. The annotation marks the transcript as partial. The transcript is spliced from 2 exons. The record is from RefSeq and is a predicted model, not a curated record.
ACAGAGGCCUUCCCAGCAGCAUCCUUGCGUUUGUCAUGGUCCUCUUCGGUGGUCGCGGAGGUGGCGCCGGCCGCGGCGCUGUGUCAGGUCCUGCUCCAAGCUCUACCCUGUCGGACCGCUUCGACCGACUGCACGUAAAAUCUACGGCCGCUUUCACGGGCGGGGGACGGGACGUUCGACGUACUCAGGUCCAGAUGACGCAGCAGCAGAAACGGAAUGCCGCUCAAGCCGCAUUUCGAGGUCAGACUGUUCAGGUGGUUUUACCCAAACAGCAGUUACAACGGGGAGGAAUACGCGUGGGGGGGAGG